This is a messenger RNA of Fonsecaea multimorphosa CBS 102226, 1821 nucleotides long. RefSeq lists its product as uncharacterized. The record is from RefSeq and is a predicted model, not a curated record. Gene Ontology annotation, molecular function: phenylalanine-tRNA ligase activity; RNA binding; ATP binding. Bases 1 to 1821 code for a protein of 606 amino acids. The transcript has a single exon. Gene Ontology annotation, biological process: phenylalanyl-tRNA aminoacylation. Gene Ontology annotation, cellular component: cytoplasm; phenylalanine-tRNA ligase complex. NCBI's taxonomy places the organism in Eukaryota, Fungi, Ascomycota, Eurotiomycetes, Chaetothyriales, Herpotrichiellaceae.
AUGCCGACCAUCACAGUGGACAAGGCUGCCCUCUUCCAGGCACUCGGGAGGGACUACACGACGGAGGAAUUCGACGAACUUUGUUUUGAUUUCGGGAUCGAGCUCGACGAAGACACCUCGUUGACAGAACGACCGAUUGUCAAUGGCAAACAAGAGCCUCCUCAAUUAAAGAUCGAGAUCCCAGCCAACCGAUAUGACAUGCUGUCCUUUGAAGGUAUCCAACUCAUGCUGAACAUCUUCAAUCGCAGAGUGCCGACACCCAAAUAUGUCCUCAAAGCGCCACCAAAAGGUGAAAUUCAGACCAUCACAGUUUCAAAGGACUGCGAGAGGAUACGGCCAUACGUCUCCGGCGCAAUCUUGCGAAACAUCAAGUUCGACCAGGCCAGAUAUGAGUCUUUCAUUGACCUUCAAGACAAAUUGCACUCAAAUCUGGCGCGGCAGCGGACUCUGGUGUCAAUCGGAACGCAUGACCUCGAUUCGAUCCAGGGACCAUUCACAUACGAGGCCCUUCCCCCAAAGGACAUCAAAUUCGUGCCACUGAACCAAACCAAGAAAAUGGAUGGCGAAGAGCUCAUGCAGUUCUACGAAAAGGACAAGCAUCUAGGUCGCUUCCUGCAUAUUAUCAGGGAUUCCCCAGUGUACCCAGUCAUCUACGACUCUAAGCGCACGGUCUGUUCCUUACCACCAAUCAUCAACGGUGAUCACAGUAAAAUCACCCUCAACACCAAGAACGUCUUUAUGGAAGUCACCGCCACGGAUAAGACCAAGUUAGAGAUUGUGGUCAACAUGAUGGUUACUAUGUUCUCUCAAUACACCUCAGACCAAUUUACCGUCGAGCCCAUCCAGAUCAUCUCCGAACACAACGGUCAAUCGAGACAAGUCCCUGAUCUUACACCUCGCUCCACAGUUGCUGAAGUGGACUACAUCAACGCCUGCUGCGGGCUUUCGGUCUCGGCACAAGAAAUUUGCAACCUCUUGACACGUAUGUCCUAUACGGCACGGCCGUCAAAGACAGACCAGAAUCUCAUCGACGUGGAUGUUCCCCCUACACGCGCAGAUGUCCUCCACCAAGCAGAUAUCAUGGAAGAUGUUUGCAUCGCCUACGGCUUCAACAAGCUCCCUCGCGCGUUUCCCAAAGUUGGAGCAACCGUCGCCGCACCCCUGGCAAUUAACAAACUCUCUGACAUUCUCCGUCUCGAAGCCGCCAUGGCGGGCUGGGCAGAGGUCCUUCCACUCAUUCUCUGUUCGCACGAUGAAAACUUCGCGUGGCUAAAUCGCAAGGAUGACGGUAAUACUGCCGUGCGGCUGGCAAAUCCAAAAACGGCCGAAUACCAGGUGGUCCGCACGACGUUGCUGCCCGGCUUGCUGAAGACUAUCCGGGAAAACAAACACCACUCCAUCCCCAUCAAGAUCUUCGAAGUCAGUGACGUUGCCUUCAAGGACGCUAGCCUGGAACGCAAGGCCCGGAAUGAGCGACACUUCGCUGCCGCAUGGUACGGCAAGACUUCAGGCUUUGAAGUUGUCCACGGCCUCCUGGAUCGUCUUAUGGCCAUGCUCAAGACGGCCUUUAUCACUCACGAGGAGGGGCUCGAAAUGCGUGGGGAGGAUGGGGCAGGGAACGGAAAGAAGAUGGAAUACUGGAUCCGAGAACUGGACGACGCGACAUACUUCCCCGGCCACGGAGCCAGCAUUCACGCGAGAAUUGCAGGGAAAGAAGUCGUCAUUGGGAGCUUUGGAAUUCUGCAUCCCACGGUAUUGGAGAAGUUCGAGUUGAGGUAUCCGGUCAGCGCGUUGGAGUUCAACGUCGAGGUGUUCUUGUAG